This is a messenger RNA of Ctenocephalides felis (cat flea), 10580 nucleotides long. It is a transcript of the gene bchs, whose product is annotated as WD repeat and FYVE domain-containing protein 3. Lineage: Eukaryota; Metazoa; Arthropoda; Insecta; Siphonaptera; Pulicidae. Bases 189 to 10490 code for a protein of 3433 amino acids. Gene Ontology annotation, molecular function: metal ion binding; protein binding. The record is from RefSeq and is a predicted model, not a curated record. The transcript is spliced from 47 exons.
AUUUUCAGAUGUAUAUUAUAAUUGAAAAUUUGUCAUUUUCAUUUUUUUUAAUGUACACGAUUAGUUUAUCUCGCUGAUAUGAGUUAAAUUUCAGUUAAAUAUCUAUAUUUGCGUAAUUAUGUUGAAGCCCAGAAAUUUUUCUAUAUAAACAAUUAAACAUUUUAAUUGUAUUGAUCUUGGAUCUCAAAAUGAAUAUUAUGCGAAAAUUACGUGGUGGGAGCGGAGCGCAUCAAGAAAUUGCUGACAAUGGAUCUUCAGGACAUACACAACUAGGAUUAAUGCAUCUUAAGAAGUUAUAUACAGAAUAUAGUCAUCCGAGUCAUCCCCUCACUGAAUCAGAACGAGAUGAUAAACUUUAUAAUAUGCUACCUCUAUUUUGCAAAGUUUUUGAGUCUAGUCCAGCAUAUGAUAUGAGUGAAAAAUUUUGGGAUGUACUAUCAUUUACGCAACAAGUAUCCCGAUUAAUUGUGUCAGAAAUACGAAAAAGAGCCUCUAACCAAAGUACUGAGACUGCUAGUUGCGCUAUUGCCAGAUUCUUAGAAGCCGAAAAUUAUGAAGAAUGUAGUAAUGGAUGGAUGCUUCUCAGUGCUUUAAAUAUAUUGGCUGCUGGAGAUCAUACUUUGAUACAAGUCAUGACAAAUUCUUCAGUACCAUCUACUUUAGUGAAAUGUUUGUAUCUUUUCUUUGAUCUACCAGAAAUUGUAGUAUCGGUUUCUGAUGUAAAAUCAACUGAUGGAAAUAUUCCAUUACAUGAAAGAAGAUCUAUGCUACAAAAAAUAUUUGCACAGGUUUUAGUUCGUUUGUGCAGUCAUUCUUUUCCAGCAGAAGAACUAGCCAGAAUGGAUGAUUUAACUUUGUUAUUUUCUGCCAUAACAUCAGUUUGUCCACCUCAUAAUGUUAUGUGGAGAAAAUCUGCUGCUGAAGUGUUAACAACAUUAUCUCGUCAUGGGUUAACACAAUCUGUUGUGAACUACAUUCAUAAUAAAGGCUGUGUAGCGCUAUGCAUUGAUAACAUGCAAAGAGUUCCAGAGCUCUCCCCUUUGGAAUUAGUUGAAAUGUUUGUUUCGGUUUUCUGCUUUCUGAAGGAUUCAAGUGAUGUUUCUCAAAUGUUAUUGGAGGAUUUUAGAGCAUGUCACGGAUACUUGUUUUUAUCAGAAUUUUUACUAAAGUUAGAACAAGAGAGAGAAAAAUGUGCAGAGGCAAAUGCAGCAAUACGCAAUCUAGUGCUUAUGGUUGCUUCUUUAUGUAUGUGUGGUUUUAAUGAACUCAAACCUAGUCAAACAGCUGUUGGUUCUUUAUUUCAACUUUCUGGGUUUACGCUUCCUCAACCUACUGGCUCAGGAGUCAGCGUCAGGAACAUUCAAGCAUUUCAGGUUCUUCAAACAGUAUUUAUCAAAUCAACAAGUACAGCAUUAUGCUGUACCAUACUUGAUGCAAUUUCUAGUGUGUAUCAUUCUGAUAAUGCAAAUUAUUUUAUUCUGGAAAGUCAAAAUACAUUAAGUCAAUUUACAGAAAAAAUACACUAUAAGACUCCACAGAUUCAGGAAAAGUUUUUUGAUAUCAUAGAGUUUAUAGUAUUUCAAUUAAAUUUCGUGCCAUGUAAAGAGUUAAUAUCUAUGUCAUUACUACUUAAAAGUAACAAUUCAAGCAGUUGCAGUAUUAGAUGUAUAAAAACCUUGCUCAAUAUUCUAAAGCAUAAUUCUAUAUUUAAAGAUGUAUAUAGAGAAGUGGGUAUGUUAGAAGUAUUUGCAACAUGUUUAACUAGAUAUUCCAGUUUUUUGAGUGAGAAAAGAUCAUCAAUUGUUGGAAAUAUUGAGGAACAUGAACAAUUAGGAGUGUUAACCAUGGAAGCUCUUACCAUAUUAUUAAAUGGAAAUACAAAUAAUGCAAAUGUAUUCAGAGAAUGUGGUGGAGCAAAAUGUGUUCAUGCUAUGGUGAUGCAUUCUGGGUGCAGAAGUCAGGUUUUAGGCAUUAUUAGAGAAUUAAUGUUAAAUAUUGGAGGUGAUGAUGAUAUGGCAACUCUGUUAGGAACACUACAUUCAUCUCCAGCUGAUGCUUUAGUACUUAAAGGACAUAUUUUAAAAGCAUUGUUAAGUUGUCUCAGAGAUUCUCAUAGAACUCGCACAGUUUUUAGAAAGGUUGGUGGAUUUUUAUAUGUAACAAGUAUUUUAGUAUCUUUGGAUGGAAAGUUAGCCGAGGAUAAAUAUAACUCAGAACUAAUAAAAUUACUUUAUACUGUAUUUUACACAAUCAGUACAGCUAUGAGAUUUGAACCUGCCAAUGCUAAAAUAUUUCAUAAUGAGAUUUGCAUGUCUAGUCUUUCUGAUACCUUACGUUUAUUGGGCUGUUUUAGCAGCGAUCAAUUUAUAAAUGAAAGUAAAGAAUCAAUAUCUCAUAAUCUUAGUGGGACUUUUCAUCAGUUAUUUACUGGAAAUUUAUUGGAGCCAGUAUUGCAACCAAGUAUUCCAAUGCCCUUAAAUAAUUGUUGUAUAAUUAUGAGAUUUCUAUAUGAUGUAGCUCUGGAUUCAUUUGAUAAACCAAAUUUUUCUGCUAUCAAGUCCCCAAAUUUUGUGAGGCCUAAUAUAUCGCAAGAGUCAGUGGAUUUACCUGGAAAUUUGUCACGGUCAAAUGUAAGUUCUCUGGAUUUAACUCCUCCUGCUCCGGAACCGGUUAUCAUACAUCCUGGAGUUGUCAUAGUCAUGAUACAACUUUUGCCCUCUUUGAAAAAUGAAGAUAAUCCACAACUGGCUUUAGUUCUUCAAUGCUACAUUGCAGAAGUUAUUAAAUCUCUUGUGAGGAGUGAAAGAAAUCAGCAAGUGAUGUGUGAAGCAGGCUUGGCCUGUAAAUUAUUGAGUGUAUGCAGAUUAGCAUUAGAAGAUGAAGAUCAUCCAUUACAUGUACCAUUGCAGUAUAUGCUUGAAAGAUUAGCAGCACAAUCUUUGGAGCCAAAAGAUUUGCGAGAGUUUUUGAGAUUGGGGAGUCCAUUGCAGUGUGUUCUUCCAACGCAGCGUACAGCUUUAGAUUUUGGAGGUCCUGUUCCUUUAACGAGAAUUAAAACUUUGGUUUCUAUGACAACUCCAAAAGAUUUUCGUGCUCAUGGAUCUUGCACAAUGCCACCUUUUGUUGAAAUGGAUAUGUCGGCUGAAGGAUUUGGUUGUCUUUACCUGCCAAGUAUUGCUCCACAAAAUGCUGUUAUACCAAGUGUAGUACAAACAGGCGAUGCAACAAUAAUUGGCGGCAUUGGUGGAGGGGAUAGAAUAUUUCCACCCCAAACUGGUUUAUCAUACUCAGCAUGGAUUUGUGUGGAUAAAUUUUCAGAUCCUAGAACUGAUCCACACUGUGUCCGUUUAUUAACUAUUGUCAGAGGUCUUAACAAUGCUCGUGAUGAUAAUCUUGUUUGUUUAGCCGUUGUUUUGUCUGCCAGGGAUAAGGCAAUAAUAGUUUCUACACAUGAAACUAUUGUACCACAUAAUGUAGGAGAAUGGGAACCAGAAGGUACAGGAGAAUUUGGUGUUCGAGUUUGGUGCCCCGAUCUUUUACAUGAGGGCCAGUGGCAUCAUUUAGUAAUAGUAUUAAAUCGAGCAGUUUUAAAAAAUUCUUCAUUUUCCUUGUAUUUGGAUGGGCAGCAUAUGCACACACAAAAGUUGCAUUACAUUGCUCAAAAUCCUGGAGGUGGACCUUCCAAUUUAAAUUCGCCAUGUUCUGUUUUUGCAUAUAUUGGUACACCACCUGCUUGGCGCAGAUAUUCAAAACUGUGCUGGAAACAGGGUUCUUGUCAUCUUGUGGAAGAUGUUUUGAGUGCCCAAAUUGUUAUGACUUUGUAUCGCUUGGGGCCGCAUUACAUGGGAUCAUUGCAGGCCCCUGAACUUAGUAAUUUGUCAGAAGGAGCAGCUCCGCUUGUUGCUGAGGAGAAAGUAGUUUUUGGAUUAAAUGCUCGAGCAAUGACACAACUCACUUUAGCCAAGAUAAGAAAAAUUUACAGCAGAGCAGAUAAUAAAGCUAUUGCGAAGCAAUUGGGUAUGUCGUCACAUGAAAAUUAUACACCAAUUAAAAUUCUGCACAAUUCUGCAGGCCAUUUGGUGGGAUCAGCCAGAAGCUUGGGUGGUGUUGUAGUUGGCUAUUUGGGUGUCCGUGUUUUCUGCCCUAGACCUGUAGCAACCAUGGUUGACACAGUUGGAGGUUGUUCUGUUCUGUUGGGAGUAAUUGCUAUGGCACAAGAUAUUGAAAGUCUUUAUGCGGGUGUGAAGGCUACAGUGUGUGUUGUAAGAUCUAACAAAACAGCUCAAAUGGAAAUGGAUAGAGGUAGAGGCUAUCAGACUCUAGCAAUGCUCUUAAGAAGGAAGAAACAUCUGCUUAAUUCACACAUUCUUCAUCUCACAUUUAGUCUAGUUGGUACUGUAGAUAGUGGAAGAGAAACUUCUGCUAUUCCAAAUAUUAUCGCCUUUCAGGAUUUGUUGUGUGAUCUUGAUGUGUGGAAUGAAGGCCCUCCCGGUGAUUUACUAAGGUCUCUAUUAGAACACCUUUAUGAAUUAGCUGCUGAAUCUAGUGAAAAAAGAACAAAUUUGAAAAUCAUGCGGGAUUUGCAACUUGUGACAAAAUUACUUCACAUAAUGGGCGAUGUGCAAGUUGCAUCAACUCGACAAGUAUUGUUUUCGUUAUUAUCAGUUUUACUUAGUGGUCAGCCUAAAGCAAGUGAUUUAUUAAUUUUUGGACAGUUUAUUGCUUCCAUGCUACCUUGUCAAUUACAAGUAACUGAAAAGAGAGAUAAUGAAAACGAAAUUGAAGAAGAAAAUAUUGUAUUAAGAAAUAAAUGUUUACAGAUUCUACAUUCUUUAUUAUUUACUAUUAGAAAUACUGUAAAUCAUCUUUUAUGCGAAGAAAUUGCCCGGGUUUUGGGUUUUGAUUGGAUAUUACUAAUGCUUCAACCAAACUUGCAUUCCUCAACUGUUGUUUGUGGUCUAAGAAUCUUAUUGGUGUUAUGUUCAAAUGCAUCAUUAGUUCACAGAUUUAGGGAUGGAGUCAGCAAUGGUGGGUGGUUGCGGUACACUGAAUUAGUUGCACAAAGCAAAACUUCUGUGGUAUUAGGGAGCAAAGUAAAUCAAAUGAUAACUGAUCAUCGAGAUGUCAAGUUUGAUGCAUUUCAUGUGCCAGGCUUUCAACAUCUUUGUUGGCUCUUGCCCCAUCAUUUAGAAGUGUCUAGUUUAUAUUUCUUACUUACUGCAUUAAUGCUUGGACAACCAAUUAAACAUUUACCAGCUGAUACAAAGUUUACUUUGAGUACCCUGUGGGAAUUUUUAUGGGGCUUAUCAUUGUCUACACAACCUGUGAGUUCAGUAGCCUCAAAGGUGAACAUAUCACUUGAAGCAACGGUUUGCCUUCUGGUAAUGGUUAAAAGUGUUGUACAUAGUGAACCAAAUUCUAUUCCUGAAUGGCUUCUUGAUUAUCCAGUUGCAAUUAUUCAGGUUUUAUUUUCUUUAUACCACAAUCUCCCAGAUUUUAUGUUGAUCAUAAUGUCUGUUGAGGUAAUAAAUGUGAUGGCUUCGAUUUUAUUUCCCAUGCCAUUGUCAAAUUCAAAUAGUGAAAGGAGUUCUGGUGCUUCAACCCCUCAUGAGGAGUCUGCAAAUUCAGAUGGGCCGAUUCAUGUGCAGAUAACAGAAAAAUCGCAACCAUUAACUGAACAUCCUGUCAGAAAAUUUGUAAUGGAUUUUUUUAGAGUGAUUAUUGUUGAUUCUUUGACAUUGACAGUUACAGGAAAAUCAGCACCUGUUAUCGACUUAGUGUUAGACGCAUCACCUGAUCAUUCAUCCUCAUCGCAACAAACUACUUAUCAAAGUGAAGUUUUAUCAACAGUCAUGGAACAUCUACUGACCGCCGAAAUGUUUGUGGGCGAACAGUCUACAUUGCCAAUAAUUCCUUUGGCUCAAUCCAGUUCUCAAAAUGUAGCUCCUAAUGUGUUUUAUCUCACAGCAAGAAUAGUAGAUAAAAUGUGGCAAGGAAACUUAACGAAGGACCCUCAUGAAGUAUUUGACUUUGUAGUAAAAUUAAUUAUGCAAAGCAAAAAGAGAUCUAAUACAUUUAAUAUUGAAGGAUUGUAUCAUUGUUUAAACCGAAUAAUUCUAUAUUUAUUGUCCAGAGCUACUGAUUCAGUGGCUGAUCAAAUGUCAGUAUUGGAGGCAUUGCAUAAACUAACAACUCAUAGGCUUUUGAUUUUUGGAGCAGGCAAUCAUGAAUUAGAUUUUAUAGGAUGUUUGACUUAUUGUUUACUUCAGCUGACAGCAGAUAUGAGAAUAAUGCUAGAUACUGCCAUGCGUACGACAUGGCAUGUGAAUCCUACUAGUGAACUGGAGUGUAGAGAUGAUCGUUUGAAUCAGCAUCAGGGUAGAAAUUUAAUGGCUGGUGCAGCUUUGAGGGUUUGGGAAGAAUUAUAUGUAUGCAAAAAACCUGCUAUAGAAGAAGUGUUCAAGGCGUCUUUACCUCAACCAGUUGGCAAUUCAAGAGCACCAGAUUUAGUAGCUGUACGAGACCAGGUUUUUGAAUCUGCAGUUAAAUUAUGGUUGAACUAUAUAGAUGCUGAACGCAAAGCUACAUACAGAGUUCCUUGGGAAUUACAUAAUCACUUACAAUCUAAAAUACAAAAAGUAACUGGAGGGCUGACAAGACUUGCUAGCAGAACUAAAGUGAAAAAAGAAGAAACAACAAAAGUUCGUGUAAAAAUUUCACAGAGCCAAGUGAUGGCAUGGACACUAAGUCAUAUAGGACUAGUUAGGGAUCUGAUUGAAAUGCGUCGUGCUCAACAUGUGCACACAAAUUCGCAUACUCAACGUUACGUGCAUCAGGAAUGGCAGCAGACUGAAAUUGAAUUAACUAGAGAACGCGGUCUUUGGGGUCCCACUUUACCGCCUCCCUUUAGUAAAUGGAUGUUGGACAUGACUGAAGGACCUUGUAGAAUGCGAAAAAAAAUGAUGAGAAAUGAUAUGUUUUAUAUCCAUUAUCCUUAUCGCCCCGAAUUGGAAUUGCCUGAUAAUCGACAAUUAAAAUACAAAGUUGCUACCAGCUUAGACAGCAAGAAAUACUUUCUGCAAUAUCAAAAAUAUCAUCAUAGUCUUUUUGAGCCAGAGAAAUCAACCAGUAUUGAAUUAAAUGCUGACAGUGGUAUAUUAAAUUCAAAUUCUACUGGCAAUGCUAUUGCCCUAUGUCAUGAAAACAAUAACUCGAAUGAUAAUCAACAUAUGAAUCCAAUGGCCUUGACUAGGCAUCAAUCAGAACCCAAUGAAGAUGCUGAAGAUACAGAAGAAGAAGAACAAGUUCCCAUUCCUGAUAAUCAAACUUUAUUAAGGUUAUUGGAAUAUGAUGAAAAGGUCAGUUAUAUGUUCCGAUGCGCGCGUAUUCAAGGUUUGGAUACCGUCGAAGGCUUACUUUUAUUUGGCAAAGAGCACUGUUAUGUUAUUGAUGGAUUUACCUUACUUAAAAAUAGAGAAAUAAGAGAUAUCGAUGGUUUAUCUGCUGAUGUAUAUGAACCGAUACUUCCAAAUCCAAAUACUUCUAAAACAUCUACCUCAACAAUACGGCAAUGCUCCAAAUUUUCAUAUGACGACAUAAGAGAGGUUCAUAAAAGACGUUAUUUGCUUCAACCUAUGGCAUUAGAAGUAUUUUCUGGUGACGGUAGGAACUAUUUGUUGGCAUUUCCACGAAAAGUCAGGAACAAAGUGUAUCAGAGAUUCAUGGUAACUGCUACGGAGAUAUCUGAUUGUGCCCAACAAUCUGUGGCUGGUCAAAAAAGAACGGCCAAUGUAGAACAAGCGGCGGGGUUGCUUAGUAAUCUGAUUGGGGAGACCUCGGUCACGCAACGAUGGGUGAGAGGAGAGAUAUCAAAUUUCCAAUAUUUAAUGCAUUUAAAUACAUUAGCUGGACGUUCCUAUAAUGAUCUUAUGCAAUAUCCUGUAUUUCCAUGGAUUUUGGCCGAUUAUGAUUCUGAGGAAUUGGAUUUAACAAAUCCAAAUACAUUUCGUGAUUUCUCCAAACCCAUGGGUGCCCAAAGUUUCGAUCGAUUGGAGCAGUUUAAGAAAAGAUAUAAGGAAUGGGAUGAUCCUCACGGCGAGACUCCUCCUUAUCACUACGGCACACAUUACAGUAGCGCUAUGAUUGUGUGUUCGUACUUAGUUCGAAUGGAGCCUUUCACGCAACACUUUUUGCGCCUACAGGGCGGACAUUUCGAUCUGGCAGAUCGAAUGUUUCACAGCAUGAAAGAAGCCUGGUUGUCUGCCUCUAAAAACAAUAUGGCUGAUGUCAAAGAACUGAUACCAGAAUUUUUCUAUUUGCCAGAAUUUUUAUGCAACUCAAAUCAAUUUGAUUUAGGUUCUAAACAGAGUGGAGUGUCAUUAGGUGAUAUAGUUUUACCACCGUGGGCCAAACAAGACCCUCGAGAAUUUAUAAGAAUGCAUCGCUUAGCCUUGGAGUGCAAUUAUGUUAGUCAGAAUUUACAUUUAUGGAUUGAUCUGAUAUUUGGACAUAAGCAACAAGGGCAAGCAGCUGUAGAUGCUGUUAAUGUGUUUCAUCAUUUGUUUUAUGAAGGCAAUGUUGAUAUAUAUAAUAUUGAUGAUCCUCUGAAAAAGAAUGCUACUAUAGGAUUUAUAAAUAAUUUUGGACAAAUUCCUAAGCAAUUGUUUCGUAAACCACAUCCAUGCAAGAAGAUGACUAGUAACAGAAAUUCAGUAUUAGAUCCUGGGCCACUGCAUUCAACUUUUAGUCCUUCUCUUAUAACUGAUAAAUUAUUCUUUCAUAAUUUAGAUAAUUUAAAGCCAUCUCUUCAACCUAUUAAAGAAGUCAAAGGAGAAGUAGGUCAGAUACUCCAACCUGAGAAGACGGUUCUGGCUGUAGAACAGAAUAAAGUUUUAAUCCCACCAUCAUACAAUAAAUAUGUUGCUUGGGGGUUUGCCGAUCAUUCCCUGAGGAUUGGACAUUAUGAAAAUGAUAAAGCAGUUUUUGUUUGUGAAUCUGUAGUUCAAAACAGUGGAGAAAUUAUGGCAUGUGUUUGCCCAUCGCCAAAAUUAAUUGUUACAGCCGGAACCAGUUCGGUUGUGACUGUUUGGCAAUACGAAUCACGGCGCAAACAAUUGAGUGUUAAACAGAGCUUAUAUGGUCAUACUGAUGCAGUUACAUGUUUAGCUUCAAGUUCUGCAUAUAAUGUUAUAGUUUCUGGUUCUCGUGAUGCUACAGCUAUUGUUUGGGAUUUGUGCAGAGGUAUUUUUGUCCGUCAACUAAUUGGUCAUGUGGGACCAGUUGCUGCAGUUACAGUGAAUAAUCUUACGGGAGAUAUUGCGACAUGUGCCGCCACUUGGUUGCAUGUCUGGAGUAUUAAUGGUGAUGAAUUGGCCUGCGUGAACACUUGCGUUGGUCGUGCUGAUAGAAUGCAACAAAUUCUAUGUGUCGCCUUUUCACAAACACAUGAGUGGGAUGCUUCAAAUGUUAUUAUGACAGGAUCCACUGAUGGCGUUGCUAGAAUGUGGUCUAUGGAAUAUGUACAGGUUCCAUGUGUGGAUCCAAAUGAUGAAGACGUUCUGAAGGAUAACUUUUUGGAAUCCCAAACAAAGACUGAAAUAAAAAUUGGUGAUUCAAUCAAUAAAUCCGGAUCUGAAAGCAGUUUAUCAGAUUUAUGCACUGAUACAACAAGCAAAGAGGCUAAAACUUUUCAUGAAGAGAAAGAAACAUGCAGUGAUGAUGAAAGUGCAACACAGAUGCAAGAAGCAAGUAAACUGGAAAAGAAUUUGUCAAAUGAUUUAAUUGAAGCGCAUACAAAAUCAGAUGAAGGGGAGAAAAUUAUUCAACCAGACCCUGUUGUAAUGAGAAGGAAAUCUCGUGCUAAUCCAAUGUAUAGAAAAUCUGAAUAUGGAGGUAGAUCUGAUACAGAAUAUGUAAAUAGUGUAGACAAUGAAGCAUCACGCUCAUUGGACUCAGAACCAACCUCUGGCUCGACAAUGAGAUCUAGUAAAUCAGAUACUAGUCUCACGGAUUCAUUUGUUGUAGUAGACAAUGAUAAACCAAAAGUUCAAAAUCAGGAAAAUAUACUGAGGGAGGGAUUUAAAUGGCAAAGGCAACUAGUGUUUAGAAGCAAAUUAACAAUGCAUACAGCUUACGAUAGAAAAGAUAAUACUGAACCAGCCAGUGUGACAGCAUUGUCAGUUUCAAAAGAUCACCGCUCUCUCUAUGUGGGGGAUGCUAGAGGCAGGAUAUUUUCUUGGAGUGUGGCAGAACAGCCUGGUCGUGGUAUGGCAGAUCAUUGGCUCAAAGAUGAAGGAGCAGAUUCAUGUAAUGGAUGUCAAAUAAGGUUCACUAUAUACGAACGAAAACACCACUGUCGUAACUGCGGCCAGGUUUUUUGCAGCAAAUGCAGCCGAUUUGAAUCUGAGAUAUCGCGUCUUCGGAUUCUUAGACCAGUACGCGUCUGUCAGAAUUGCUACGGAUUGCUCAAAAAGUCUCAGAAAAUUAAAUAAAUCAAGUUAAUUAUUUAAUUAUCAGUACUGUCAUUAGUGGCAAAUUUACCAGUAGGGAGACCAUGAAUAUAUGCUCAUACACAGACCAAA